Molecule: messenger RNA, 656 nt
Organism: Mycetomoellerius zeteki
Lineage: Eukaryota; Metazoa; Arthropoda; Insecta; Hymenoptera; Formicidae
Exons: 2
Coding region: 99-584 (161 amino acids)
Source: RefSeq, a predicted model, not a curated record
GUAAUUUUAUUAUUAAAUCUAAAAAAAUCAAGUUUAUCAAUUGGAAUAUGAACCUGUAAACGUCAUCGUAAAUCACAAAAUGCGAAGUUUCUCACGAGAUGGUGGACUGUAUUACUAUAUGCAACAGCGCUUGCAUAACAUGCAUCUGGUGUAUCCUCUUUUCGGUAUGUUUUCCAAGAUUUUCAAAGAAUCUUAGAAGAGUGGAUUCGAGCGAAUGUUGCGUACGUAGAAAGCCGAAGCAGAAACAUCGAAAAGUACGUUCGCACGAUUUUCCGAGAUGCGUGAAAGCUGACUCAGAUUAUGCGCGACGGAAAUUCAAAAAUUCUUCUUGUUUUGAACGUAAUCGUAAAGAUCAACAAGAAUGUCAAUUGUACCAUAGGGAAAAAAUAUGCGCUCAAUCAGGAGAAUGUCGGAACAUGCAUCAGUGUACGCUGGAAAAGAAUAGGAAAACCUCACUAAUAUGUAACAAACAAGCUGAACAUUCGAAUAGUUACAAGUCGGAUGAUUCUUUAAACAAGAGGAAUAGCACAAAUGCAAAUUUAAAAGCAAAUAAAAGCGAAUAUCAUGUUUGUAAAAGAUCUUGAGGUAAAAACAAGGGGCAUCAAGAAUUAAAAAUAAAAGUGGAUUAUAACAAUGAAAUAAAAACGUCGAACGAU